Molecule: messenger RNA, 1017 nt
Organism: Hypoxylon trugodes
Lineage: Eukaryota; Fungi; Ascomycota; Sordariomycetes; Xylariales; Hypoxylaceae
Exons: 4
Coding region: 1-1017 (338 amino acids)
Source: RefSeq, a predicted model, not a curated record
AUGGCUACUGUGGACCCCAACGCCAAGUUUAUACCAUUGGAAGGCCUUUCCUUAGCGAUAGUCGUUGUGUCUUUGGUUUUUCUGUUUUUCUCGGCCUUGACGGUGGGUGGAAGAACAUACGUAAGGCUCAUAAACGGAGUGUUCGGCUUGGAUGAUAAUUUGAUGGUUUUUGGAACGUUUGUGUACGCUGCCGCUGUCGCCUUAUCAUGUUACGCCGCUUCCGUGGGUCUUGGUUCCCGAGACGACAAACACAAUGAGUUCUUCUCCGAGGAAGGCAAGAAAUACUUCACAAUAUGGAUCCUCGUAUACGUCCAUGCCCUCGCCACGGUGAAGAGUUCUGUCUGCGUGACAUUACUGCGAAUCGCAGGAACAAGGCAAGCGAUGCAGAGAGCGGUUUGGGUGUUGCUGGUCAUCACUUGGGCUUCUUACCUCGUAACCUUCAUCGGUGACAUGCUCGUCUGCCGUCCGCUAGAAGCAUCUUGGAAACCAUCCUUGGUGCUCUCUAGCGAGGCAUAUUGCGCACCAAUGGAGGUGAUGAUCGGUCUUAGUCACACCGCAACGGGGUCCACUGUCGCGACAGACUUAGCUUGCGCGGUGUUGCCAGGUAUCAUAUUGUGGAAUACUCAGAUGGACAAGAAGUCGAAAUGGUCGGCGUAUGCUCUGUUGUCUUUCGCUUCUAUAGAUGACUCGCAGAGAACUUCCCGAAAACCUUGGGAUCGCUUUAGUCCAAAGUCCCUCAUCACGUUCGGCAGCUUGCCCAACCACGAUCGUGGAUCAGGAUCCCGAACCAAAUUUCGCAACCCGACCGAUGUGGGUUUCAGUCUUACGACGGUCCACGCUCAGGGCAAUUGGGAGCAGCUGAAGGAUGGAGACCCAGAUAAAGACCCAUCUGCAGAGAGCGGUGUCCACGGUAGUGGGAUUCGAGCCGAUUAUACGUAUGCGGUGGAACGAUCGCAGUCACCAGGACAUGGCAAAUCAUUUUAUAUUAGCGGCGACGAAGCAGUUUCUCCGUUGUAA